UAUUUGAUAUCUAAUCAUGUGCGAAAAACAUAAUUUGCGAUAUUUUUAUUAACUUUCUAUAUUCGGAGCAUUUUGAUCCGAUGUUUUUUUAAAUUAUAACAUCUUUGAUUUAUUGUCGAUAAACAUACGACAGACUUCCAUCCCGCCAGCUGGCAGCAGUUUCUAUAUACAUGCAUAGCACGGUUAAAAUACAUGUAUGUACAAUCUCCGGCACGUUUCACGAUCUAUCAGCUGAUGGCAGCGUCAUUAACUGAUUGAAUCUGCAUUUUGCAUCUGCAUUCCGCAGAAAGUCUAAUGAAGCAUCAUGUGGUGUCGUAACGUAUUGAGGACACGUAUCAUCGGCAAUAAGCCAGCUAUAUUAGCCUGUCUACAAUGUUUGACGAAUAACAAUCUCAAUAGUGUCACGUUGAAGCAUCCAGUGCGACGUUUAUUUGUUUCGGAUGCGCGUGAAUGUACGAUCGGCGAUGUUAUCGAUCAAUGGAGUCGCCGAUUUGAGAGCGAAGGUAUACCGGAGCCGGUGGAAUCGAUAGAGCAUAUAGUGGCGCACGUUAUAGGAACUAAGAAGAUAGUAGAUAUCUUGAAUGUCAGAAAUGAUCCUCUCACCGCGAGUCAGAUUGAAAAAUUGGAGUCGUUAUGCGAAUGUCGAUUGUCCAGUCCUUGCAGAAUGCCAGUUCAGUAUAUUAUCGGCGAAUGGGAUUUCCGAGACAUUACCGUGAAGCUUGUGCCACCGAUUUUUAUUCCUCGCCCAGAAACCGAAAUACUGGUGGAUUUUGUGCUGAAAAGACUGAGUUCGUCGCAGGCCGACAGUUGCGAGAUCCUAGAAAUCGGUUGCGGCUCGGGCGCGAUAUCACUGGCUCUCGCUCAUGCUUGUAAAAGAAUAAAGUGCACAGCGAUCGACGCGAAUCCGCACGCUUGCGAUUUGACGAUAAUAAAUCGGAGCAACCUGGACUUAACGAAGCAAGUUACAGUAAUACAUGCGACCCUAAAGUCGGAUGCGAGUAUCGAAGUUUCGAGUAGCUUGAAUGGUGCCGAUAAUGUGGAUUUAAAUUCAAAACUAUUCGAUUUUGUGAUCAGUAAUCCGCCAUACGUGCCAACAAAGCAGAUCCCGGAACUGCAGCCUGAGAUAAGGAUUUAUGAGGAUCUCAGGGCACUGGACGGCGGCGACGAUGGAUUGAAAGUGAUCAAGCCGCUCUUAAAAUAUGCUGCCAAAGCAUUAAAACCUGGCGGACGUCUCUUCGUGGAGGUUGAUCCUACUCAUCCGGAAUAUAUACAAUUUUUUACAAAUAAAUAUCCCGAUUUAAAGCUCUAUCAUGAACAUACGUACAAAGAUUUUUGUAAUAACGAUCGAUUCGUGGAAGUAGUGAAAGUUAUUUAAAAAAGCAAUUCUUGACUCUACAUUCGUUAUAUUACUAUGUAUAUAUGUUUUAUAUGAUUAUUUUGUAAAAAUGUCUUAAUAAAACCGACACACACAUAUUAGUAGGUUAUA
Molecule: messenger RNA, 1486 nt
Organism: Temnothorax curvispinosus
Lineage: Eukaryota; Metazoa; Arthropoda; Insecta; Hymenoptera; Formicidae
Product: hemK methyltransferase family member 1-like
Exons: 5
Coding region: 305-1375 (356 amino acids)
Biological process (GO): protein methylation
Cellular component (GO): mitochondrion
Molecular function (GO): protein methyltransferase activity; nucleic acid binding
Source: RefSeq, a predicted model, not a curated record